CCCCCAACGUGCGCGCGUGCGUGCGGGCGCGGGCUUGUUGGAAGUGAAAGGCACCGUGACUGCGUGGACUCUGGUCUUUCGGGCUGCAUGAACUGAGAGAACGCUCUUCAAACUUUUCGCAACUUGUUCGAACUAUGGAUCCAAGUAUGCUCAUGUCUGUCGUGGUAGCUGCGUGUGUAGUGGUUCUAAGUGUGCUGUACUUCUUAAUGAGCGGCUCUUCAAACAAGAAAUUACCCGUCACCUUGCUCGAUCCCGUGGUUAAAUAUCCUCUACAGCUCAUAGAUAAACAGGAAAUUAGUCAUGACACAAAGAAAUUUCGGUUUGGCCUUCCAUCUUCAGAUCAUAUCCUUGGACUGCCAGUAGGUCAGCACGUGUAUCUCUCUGCAAGGGUGAAUGGCAGCCUGGUGGUCAGAGCCUACACGCCAGUCUCCAGUGAUGACCAGCAAGGAUAUGUAGACCUUGUUGUCAAGGUGUACUAUAAGAACACUCACGCCUCGUUCCCAGAGGGAGGGAAAAUGUCUCAGUACCUGGACAGCAUGGCUAUUGGAGACGCAAUUGACUUUAGGGGCCCUAAUGGACUGCUGGUGUAUCGGGGCAAGGGCCAGUUUUCCAUCCGACCAGACAAGAAGUCAGAACCAAGGAAUUUGAAGUUCAAACAUAUUGGCAUGAUUGCUGGAGGAACAGGUAUCACACCAAUGUUGCAGUUAAUUCGGACAAUCACAGCAGACCCCAGUGACAACACGAUGUGCCAUCUCAUUUUUGCCAACCAGACAGAGAAAGAUAUUCUACUCAGGGAGGAGCUCCACGAGGUGGAGAAGAGCCAUCCUGAAAAGCUGAAGCUCUGGUUUACGCUGGACAAACCUAGUGAGGGUUGGAAGUACAGUUCCGGGUUUGUGACUGCAACUAUGAUCCAGGCUCACCUCCCACCUGCAUCCUCAGAUGUUCUUGUUGUUUUGUGUGGUCCUCCACCAAUGAUCCAGUAUGCGUGUCUGCCAAAUCUGGAGAAGCUGGGAUACAAAUCAGAACACAUCUUUGCAUACUGAUAUUGAAAUUAUAACAAUCGUCCCUGUAACUAUGCCGGGUGUUCUUUAACACUUUCAAAUUGCAAUAAAGUUUUUGUUCCCAUCUUCUAAAAUGUGAGUGUGUCUAACAAUGAUGUCUCAGUGCUUAGUGCCACAUAGACAAUACUGUAACUUUGCUUAUGCAUUGUAUAAAAUUACAGUCCGAGUACACAGCCUACCUAUGACGACCAGCAGUCACCUGAAGCACUGUGAAGACUAGCACAUAGCAACCGACUGGCUAAUUUCUUUGUUGUUGCCGGUGUGUUUUUACAGCCACAUGCUGUAUAGAAAGAAUUAACUUGAUUUGGAUUAUGUAGGCUAUGGCAAUGUACACUAUAUGAACUAAACUGGAUUUGAUUUUCAUCAAUCGUGUGAAAAAGUUAAACGGCAGUAGUCCAGGAAUGUGACGUUUACUGUUGGAUUGGAAAAUGUUCGACGGAACCUGAAUGCAUCACCGCUUAGUGGGCGUGUCCAUCUGAGCCAACAUGUCGCCUGAGAAGUAAAAGUUUUCUGUCAA
This is a messenger RNA of Hippocampus comes (tiger tail seahorse), 1578 nucleotides long. RefSeq names its product cytochrome b5 reductase 2 (gene cyb5r2). Bases 135 to 1043 code for a protein of 302 amino acids. NCBI's taxonomy places the organism in Eukaryota, Metazoa, Chordata, Actinopteri, Syngnathiformes, Syngnathidae. Gene Ontology annotation, molecular function: oxidoreductase activity; FAD binding. Gene Ontology annotation, cellular component: mitochondrion. The record is from RefSeq and is a predicted model, not a curated record. The transcript is spliced from 9 exons.